This is a messenger RNA of Lineus longissimus, 10261 nucleotides long. Its product is annotated as protein jagged-1b-like. The transcript is spliced from 19 exons. The coding region runs from base 259 to 3900 and encodes 1213 amino acids. Gene Ontology annotation, molecular function: calcium ion binding; Notch binding. Gene Ontology annotation, biological process: Notch signaling pathway; cell communication; multicellular organism development. NCBI's taxonomy places the organism in Eukaryota, Metazoa, Nemertea, Pilidiophora, Heteronemertea, Lineidae. Gene Ontology annotation, cellular component: membrane. The record is from RefSeq and is a predicted model, not a curated record.
UCAGAUGUGUACGGAACUCUAUUCACUCGGGACUAUUGACGGAUUACAGAAAAAGGAUCGAGAUUUUCGGAUAAAGUUACUUCAGCGAGAUAUGCAUUUGUGAAGCUAAGUGAUGCUGUAGUUUGAAGAAGUUUGACGUUGUUUGUAAUGUUUAAACGGUGUUUAAAUGAGGUGCCCUGCCCACCCUGAACACAUGUGUUUUAGGAAGUUGGAGAGGAGUCGGAGAUUGAAACAGGAUUAGUGUCUUAGUGAUAUAUAAUGUUCGUGGCUGUUAUUUGGACCCUUACCCUUUUCAAGUUCUCAUAUGGAUCUGGGAACUUCGAAAUCCAGAUCAAUAAAUUCCAAAAUGCUCGUGGUGAGUUAGGAAACGGGAGUUGCUGCGAUGGAGGGCCCAACGGACAGGGUGUUUGUCAAAACCAGUGUGAAACAUUCGUGAGGUUGUGCCUCAAGGAGUAUCAAACGAGGGUCACAACUGAUGGAUCUUGCACUUUUGGGAAUAUAUCUAGCCGGAUUCUGGGAGGUAAUUCCUUCACCUACCCUGAGGAUAGCAACAGUACCCUUAUUUUGCCCUUUGAUUUUGCCUGGACGAGAUCAUUCACCCUGAUCUUGACUGCAUGGGACCAUGACGACACAGGUUCCUUGGCACCAUACGGUGGCCUCAUCACAAAAACAACUCACUCAGGAAUUAUAUUACCCAGCCCGGAGUGGCACACGUUAAAAUCGAAUAAGCCCACAGCUAGUCUUGUAUACAGGGUGCGUGUCAUGUGUGACAAGAACUAUUACAAUACGACAUGUACCAAAUUCUGCCGUCCAAGAAAUGAUCGCUUCGGACAUUACACAUGUGAUGCCAAUGGAGAUAAGCGGUGUAUGGAGGGCUGGAUGGGGGCAAACUGUGAAACAGCAAUCUGUCGAACAGGAUGUCACUCCGUGCACGGUUCAUGUAGUCGGCCGGGAGAAUGUCGGUGUGGCUAUGGCUGGCAAGGGCCUCUCUGUGAUCAGUGCAUCCCAUAUCCCGGUUGUAAACAUGGCUCGUGUCAAGCCUCACCCUGGCAGUGUAUUUGUGAUCUCAACUGGGGAGGAAUGCUCUGUGACAAAGAUUUGAACCCAUGUGGCCGGUUUGAGCCAUGUCAGAACAACGGUGUCUGCCACAACACGGCCAUGGACGAAUACAGAUGUGAAUGUCCGGAAGGAUUCACAGGACAGAAUUGUGAAAGAGCACAACACGCUUGUUCGUCUGACCCAUGUCAGAAUGACGGGACAUGUAUGGAAUUCAAUGGUGCUUUUGUAUGUACUUGUCUUCCUGGUUGGAGCGGACAAACAUGUAACAUCAACGUGGACGAAUGUGAAUCAAACCCAUGCUUAUAUGGAGGAAGCUGCAUGGACCUGAUCAAUGGCUACCAAUGUAAAUGUCUCCCCGGCUGGCAAGGACCAAGAUGUCAGCUUGACUCGGAUGAAUGCAGCGGAAGUCCAUGUGUCAAUGCCUACGCUUGCCGGAAUCUUGUCGGCGACUAUAUCUGUGACUGUCAGCCAGGAUGGAAUGGCAAGAACUGUGAUCAGAACAUGAAUGACUGCGUCGGCCAAUGUCAGAACAAGGCGACUUGCAAGGACUUCGUCAACGACUAUGUGUGUACCUGUAGGCCUGGCUUCAUUGGACGGCACUGCGAGACUAACAUUGAUGACUGUGCCAGCAACCCGUGCCAGCACAAGGGCAGAUGUGUUGAUCAGAUUGGAGGGUACCAUUGUGUCUGUCCCAAAGGUUACUCAGGCCUUCAGUGUCAGGUUGAUAUUGACCUCUGUGACCCGAACCCCUGCCACCAUGGUGCCAGUUGCUUCAACAUGCCAGGGGACUACUACUGUCUGUGCACUGAUGAGUAUCAGGGCAAGAACUGCUCCAAGAAGAAGGACUACUGUGAGAACCAUGCCUGCCAGGUUGUUGAUAGUUGUACCAUCUCCAUCCCUACAAACGGGAGCAACGGUGGAACGCGACUAAUAUCAUCGAAUGUCUGCGGCCAGCAUGGAACGUGCAUCAGUCAGACGGACGGAAGUUUCACUUGUGGGUGUGAACAUGGAUACAGUGGGAAAUACUGUCAUGAAAAUAUCAAUGACUGCAGUGACAACCCCUGUCAGAACCAAGGCACAUGUGUGGACGGAGUCAACUUCUUCCAGUGCAUCUGUAAGGAGGGCUGGGAAGGAGAGCUCUGUAAUAUAAACCACAACGAUUGUGAUCCAAACCCAUGUCGGAAUAACGCUACAUGUAUGGACCUGGUGGCGGACUUCUCCUGUGGAUGUCAGGAUGAUUGGAAAGGCAAGACUUGCAACUUGAAAACAACCCAUUGUGACAGUCAGACAUGUUCUAACGGAGGCACCUGCACCGAUCUUGAGGACACAUUUACAUGUAUCUGUCCGGCCAACUGGGAAGGCAACACGUGUCAUCUGCCCAAGAACUACAGCUGUGACUCAAGCCCAUGUCAAAACGGAGCCACGUGUGUGAACAGCGGAGACAGCUUUACGUGCAUCUGCAAGGAGGGGUACGAGGGGACUACGUGUGCGAAGAACAUUAACGACUGCAACCCACAUCCUUGCUACAACAAUGGUAAAUGUGUUGAUGGCGUCAACUGGUAUGUCUGUGAGUGCUCCAAGGGAUUCACUGGACCCGACUGCAGAAUAAAUAUAAACGAGUGUCUAUCAAACCCAUGUACCUAUGGUAGUAGUUGCAUUGAUGGCAUUGGCAUGUUCAACUGUGUCUGUCCUAAAGGAAGGACGGGGGAUCGCUGUGAACAAGUUGUUGGUAAAAAGCCUGUUCCUCAAGCAUGCAGGUUCAACCGCAGGAUGUACCCGAACAACAGCACCUGGGAACAUGAGUGUAACUCAUGUCAGUGCAUUGACGGUGUCGUUGAAUGCAGUAAGAUCUGGUGCGGACCCCAGAACUGUUUGAUCCACCCAAAUCUCACUGAACCGGUUGUGACGUGCAAGAAGGACCAAACGUGUGUGGUACAGACUGAGGAGACAUGCUUUACACCACCAUGCCUCCCCUGGGGGCAGUGCAAGAACCUGAAUGCCAUCAUGGACCCAAAGCCGGCAGGAAUUGAAACAAGAUGUCUACCAAAUAAUGACUACCUUGACAACAACUGUGCAAAGAUUACAAUUGUCUUCAACAAAGCUAAAAUGCCAACAGGAAUAUCAGUUGAAAAGAUCUGUGACUCUUUACGACACCUCCCCAUCCUGAAGUUACUGGCCAAGGAGAAAGCUCUCAUCAUGUUGUGCGACAUACAGAGAGGCAAGACGGAUUCCAUCGAAGUCACUGUGACAACUACGGAGGUGCUGCCACCUGAUAGUACCGAGCGGAACCCAGUUGUGCAUGAUGCGGUCGGCCGCGUCGCAGAUUACAUCAGCCGUAAAGCGGGUAACAGCAGUGCCCUGGCAGCGAUCAUCAAGGUCCAAGUGGAGACGACGAUCAUAAACAGCAAUCGAGAUAGACCAUCUGGUUAUCUCAUUCCCCUAAUCUGUUCCCUGAUGGGACUCCUUGGACUCAUCGCAAUAGGAUUCUUAGUGUGCUGGCAUAAUAGGCGUCAAAAGCAGUUACGCCGCUGUGAGAUAGUCGCACAAGAACAAAAAUCGAAUAACGAAAAUGAGGAAAAUUUACGCCGAUAUCGAAAUCCAUUGUUUGAAACCGACAAAGGUGGAGGGACAGGGAAACAGGCUUCGACAGAAAUGAUCGAGAUAGACUUAGAAAAGUAUGAAAAAAGUCCGCAACGGCGGAUCAUACUUCAUAAAGAAAAUGACAAUAAUGAUUACAAUGACUCAAAACAAAAUACUCCUAUGAAAGUGACAAAGAAGAAGGAGUGCAACCUUGAAAUCUCAAGAACUUUAAUGGACAGAGACCGUGAUUUAGGGGUGUAGCCUUCGUAUGUCAUUGUGUGUAACUUUGUUCAUUUUCAUGGCUAGAACUGCCCCGUGAUCAUACAGGUUCAUCGAGCUCUAUACGGGCCCUGCCCUGUCAGUCUAAGCCGAGGCAGUGUGGUUCCGUUUGGAAUGUGAAACCAUGACAACGAAGAGAAUGAGAGCAGACUGUAUCUCACCUCUAGUGAUAGAGUACUUCAGUGUUCGAUAUAAGGAUUCGGAACAGAUUGGAGAAGGACUUUGACCUUGCUUUGACCUUCUGCAGAGGUCAAGGUCACAUCAUCAUAGAUGGACUAAGAUGAGGGAAUGUGCAAUUGUCUGCUUGUUUCUAUGUUGUGUGUAUCAGAGACGACAUCAUCUCGUGUAGACUGUCUCUCAGAUGUGCUUUAUCAAAAGUUGGGCGCCGAAGGGAUUGCUGCCGAUAUACAUGCUAUCAUUAUAGAGUUACCAGCCAACUUGCAUUAUCGACUAUGCUGUAUAAACAACAGAAUGUCAUUGAAAUGUGGUGUAACAUCUUGAGUAAAGCAUCUCUUUCAAAUGCUUACUUUCCUGGUCCUGGACCUUGAUGGCCUACUUUUGUUCGUUUAGGUUUCACAAUUGAAUCAAACUUGACAUUUUGUUGUCUAAGUUUCCAUAAUUUUGCAUACGCUCGACAAUAAAACCCAGAUGAAUUCCUGACUAUGUUCGUUCAUGCUAACCUUGUCCCCUUCAAUGUUCAUAAUGUUCAAUCUAGGUCAGAAAAAUGUAUUCACAGGGUACAAGGUUAGCUGGCUGACAUCUUCGUGAUAUGACUUAGAUUUUUGGGAAGACAUUUUUACUUUUAUAUUGUAUUUUAUAAUCCAUGAUCACGUAGUAUUAAAGUUUAAUUAGGGGACUGGUCUUCCGUUAUACAAUCUCGAAUGUGAUGCUGGUCUUGCCGUACUACCAACAGUGUGCUACAACGAGAGCAUUUCUGACCGGCACCAGUUUAUACCCCCUGGUGGAGUAAGGCAUGUGAGGCACAGACACCUUCCCAGAUUCAUACAGCGACAGUGGGGAAUGAACCAGGAAGCUUGUGACCACUGGUGAGAGAUUUGAGCCACUACACCACCACGGCUCCUGUUCACCUGGAAACAGCGUUUUAGGUAAUUGACGGUGAAGCCAGCAUUAUUUUCAAGUCGCCUGGGGUACAUCAUGUAUUCUCUUUUGUAUCAGUGCUGAUGGUCGUUUGAUGUUUUAGACCUGAUGGUAGCGAUUGAAUCAGUAAAACGAUGGGUGUCUGCUGGAAACAAGUAAGAAGGCUUGUGAAAUGGAAAGGUAGUGAGAGAUAUGGUAAGAGGUACAGUCAUCGUUCUAGAAGUGAGACAGUCUUAGUCAUCGCAAACAACGAAUGUACAUGUACAUAUGUACAUAUUCUAUUAUCCUACAUGUAUAUUUGAUUUAUUUAAUUCAGAGGCAGAAUUUUCAUAUUUACGAUGUAAGAGAAAGGGUCUUUUUUCUCUCUAUAUCAUGCAGAUGAUGCGCGAGAAGGAUGUCAUCUUGAUUUUGUAUAGAAUGUAAGUGUUCGUGUUCCCUGAUGUGCAACGCCUCACCUUGACGUCUGCUCACGAUUGGGUGGUUCCAUUUUUGUGGCAAACCUCGCCAAUGCUAGUCAUUACAGAUUUGGUCGAGUCUUUCCAUGAAUUGGUUUUUGCACUUCAGGGUUGACACCAUGUAGUUCUAGAAGUGUUGGGAGUGUGUGAUUGUGUGUGUCUAGCAUCUUUCCCUGAAUAGAUCAUUUCUAAAAUAAAUAACGCCUUGCCCUAUAUUCUAAAUCCCAGGUUAUGUUAAUCACUAAUCUAACUGAUUUAGGUCAAACCUAAGUAAAUCGAGCAACCCAUGUUAUCGUGGUAUUUUGGUACAGUGUAGGCCUUUGAGUAUAAAAAUGGUUGUUACUAUAAUCAACUUCAGUAUUUUGAAUCAAAUUUCUAAUUCCACUUGGGUAAGUGUCGGCGCUCUGAAUUUAAGAAAUCAAAGAAAAUACCAUUUUAUCAUUGUUCAUUUUUUGCCAUAUUUUUCCUAUAUAUUUGUGAAGAAUACUUCUUAUAUAUCAAAUAUUUUAUAAAAUAGUUGUCAUUGUUUGUAUGCUAGAUAAAUCCAUGAAAUUAAAAAACCUUUUUUUUGAGAAUUAAAGUCAAAUCAUGGACAAAUUUUGAGAUAAAUCAACUCAAAUAAAUUGAAAGUUUUAGUUUUUUGGGAGAACUGCCUUUGAUGCUGUUUUAACAUGUGCUACUGAUGUUUGCUCUUUUCUUUUCAUUUUCUAUUGACUCUGUGAGAAACUUGAACCUGCUAGGCCUAAUGUUUGCUGAUGUGUCUGUGUGCAUGGCUAUAUGCGGCUUAUUCCUUCGUGGCGCAUGCACGCUUUGCAAGUGUGGUUUGAAUGUUGGACAGUAGAUGGCGCUAUCUUGCCCGACUGUUGUUGAUCUUUGUUUGAGAUCUGUUACCAUGGGUACGUGUAUGCCUCUGGAUUUUCUGCUAUAAUAGUUAGAUUUUGAAAGGAUAUUUUCUUUGAUUGAAUCAUGGGACCAAACGCUACUGGUCUCAGACUGGGACUUGCUAUUUAGUAUUGUUUAGGCAAUAAAUCAUAAACCUGGAUAUUUCCACGUCUUGGCAGAAUUGUGAAAUUUCCUCAAAUAAAACAUCAUUUUGCAGUUUUGAGGUCUGUUCCAUUGCAUGAGUUGCAUGUAGUACAGUUGAACCUCACUUAGCAAAUGUCUCUCUAUAUCUAGGAAGUACACCCUCGUGAUUAAGUACACAGCCUUAGGUCUUAAAGACACCUCUCGAAUAUGAGGACAGCAUUUGUUAGUCUUAAGGGUGUCCUCGGUAGAGAGGUUCUGCUGUGUUUCCAUACAGCAAGGCCCAUGAGGAGUCACAAUAGUAAAAAUAUCCAGGUUUAUGGUGUACAGGUAUAUGAACAGUUGGCAAUAAUGUUCAUUUGAACAUUUGAACCAGACAAGAUUGGGGGGGUUGAUGUUCUGCCCCCCGCCCGUAGAGUAAUUUGUGGGUAAAAUUUUAAAACAGUUGUGAAUGUGGGUUGACCGCAGCCAGUUAGGUGUUUGUUGGUGGGUCAGACCAGGACACACCUUAGUUUAGUUAAAGUUAUUACUGAGCAUAAAAACUGAUCUGCUUAACUUAAUUUUUCAUGAGAAAAUCUGUAUCUAUAUUUUGUAGGUGUUAUUUAUUUUAGUGGCUGCUGUUGCAUUUGACUAUGGUGAAUAUGAUACAUUUGUCGAUAGCAUUAGAAUUGCUCUAAUUACACAGGGGCACAGUUAUUUGAGGAGUGUUUUUAAGCUGUACACGUUUCAGAAGUUCGUGAAACUUUUUGAAGUAGAGCUGAUAAAUCUGAAACCAAGGGUGAUAGAGUUUGUAACUCUUGGUAAUUCCAAACUUCACAAUAUUGUGUAAUUUUCUCAGAAUAAUUUCUGAAGAUUGGUAAAUUCCUAUGGUUCCUGACUGAUUUUGUACUACUGCCAUAAGAAAUACUACAGCCUUGUACCAUAAUGCCAACUUUUUAAAGUUCAUGGUUACAAAACUUGAUAUGAUUUGUUUGAAAACUUGUCUUUUCUAUCGGAACUUCAGCAUAUCGACUUUACAUAUAUCAACUAUUCCGUGAUUGCCGUUUGAAUUAUUUGAUUUUCUUUGAUUUUAAUUUGCCUUGUAAAAUGAUAACCAGAAGUAUAUGGUAUAAAUUGGCCAAUCAUUAUUUUUGCAUUAUUUGAAUAAUUUUUAGCUACAGCAGCUAUCUGAUUAAUUCGUUUCAACAGAAAGUUGAGUAUUUUACGAACUAUUUACUUUGAGUAACUGUUAUUUUUCUUGAUGGCAAGUUUAUUACCUGAUAGGUGGGCAACUGAUAACAAAGCCAGACAAGUGAGAGUUCUGUUGCUGCAACCUCCGAUGAUUAUUGCAUGUGUCAAAAGUUCCUCUUUUCUCUUCCGCGAUCUUGCAGCAAAACCUAUAUCUUGGUUUUCAACCUAGGUCAAGACCUCAUAUCAUAUUUUGCCCCAAUUGUGUAAACUUUUGUCAGCAGGGUAGAUCACUUUACUCUCGGCUCUACCGAGAACCUCUUGCUGUUUCAUAAAUUUUCAUGAGUCUAGUGGUCCAGAGUGAACCAUUAUUACAUUUUCUGAUGAGAUGGGUGUUCAUUUAGUAAUGUCUGAGUGUAUUGUUAACACUGCCUGAAAAAUGUCAUGAAGCAUUCAACAGAUGCAACUGUCAAUAGUGUGUCUUGAACCUGUCCUCCUUACGAGCCUGACCAAGAUAAGACUUCAAUAUCUUGUAAUAAAGCCACGGCAAUUACUGAUCACCAAAAUAAAUGAUCAGCAAAUUAUCAUCCCUUGCCUAAAGACUCUGCGAAGGUGGUGGUGGUGGUGUACAAGACUACCAUUGACAGUUGCUUGAAGGUUAGGAGAUAUUGGUGUUUAUUAAAAUGUGCUAUUGUCAUGUACAUGUACGAUGGAUGUCGUGGCAAACUACUGAAUAUCUUCAACAUGUUCAAAUACUAUUCGUGUGUAACCAAUACCAGUUAACUCUAACGUGAUCGUGAUUCUUUUUUAUUUCGAUGAGGCAGCAAACAUUGAAGUAAUAAUGCAUUUUCAACAUCAACAUAUCCAUUGGCAUUGAUGCGUGUACGUCGUGCUGUCACUUGUAUUGUAAGUUUGCGGAGUAGUUGACUGUACUGUGUUGUACCAUAGGUGUUUCUCAUAUUUCAUCAAGUGUAUUUUGAGCGGGACACUUUCAACUGGAAACUAUUCUUUAGGAAUUCAGUCCUAUGCCAUUGAAUAGAAAAUGCUUUAGGUUGAAAAUACCACUUAUCAUGUUAUACAUCGAAAAAUAUCAAGCGAUCACUAUACUAUCAUGAAUGAUUUCGUAUAUGCGGUGGUCGAUUCUCUUUUCCUUCUCAACUUUAUUUUUUGUCAUGCACCGAAUUUUAAAGGAGCCAAAUUUUGGAAAUUUGCAAGUACAUGUAGAAGAAUCCUUUGACUUCAUAACUCCAGUGCAAGGGAAGCUGCUUGAUAACCUUUUAAACUUGGAAAUUAUGGACUUCUUUGCUAAUUUGUCUUUUCUCCUUCUCCAAUAAGUUGAAGUGUCUCUAAUAAAUUGUCACGGUACUGAGUGUACUAAUAAUUCUCAUCCAUUGUAGUUCUCUCUUUCUACAACUUCAUCAGUCAUGUUAUAAACGAGCGGCGUGCAAAAUAUCCUGUGCCCAAAUAUCGUCCAAAUAUUCAUAAUUGUCCCGGUUAAUACCAAAGUUAUGCAAAAAAUACAACGGUGAAACCUAACCUCACUCCCAGGUGUUUGAAUGGUGUUUUAAACUUCUAGGAUGAGGCUUAGGCGAGGUAGUAAUUUACAAAACAAAAUGGCAGCACUAUUUUGGAAUCGUAAUGCAGAUAUUUUCUGUUGAUUGAUUUUCAGACACCAGUCCAGACUUUUGUAUCUUGGAGGUCUGAGAAUUUGUUGAGUAACCGUCUAAUUUUGAACAGGUAUACCUUGCCUGCUUUUUACCCCAUUAUACACAACAUAGAUGUUGUGGUGAUGUCAAAAACUGUAUCCGUGGUUACUUCUAGUUCUGUGACCUUGACCUCUUGGGUGUAAUGUAUGAUGUUGUGGUGCAGUAGAAACUCCCAAAAGGAAAAUGUUCAGGAGCAGUUUUGAACAUUCCUCAUUUAACAACUAGCAAACACUACUGGUCAAUUUCCACUCUGGCAUGACAGAUAAACUCCUAAAAUCUUUACAUUUAGUCAUAGCUUAUGACUCGUAAAUCUUGAAGACUUUGUUUCGCACAUUCUCACGGAUUACUGCUCUCAAAUAUUUUCCGGGGUGACGUGGUGUAGAUGUGGCUAUCUAAACACCAGCUAGCGCUACUCAGCAAUCAGCCAUUAAGAUUAAUGUCCUUGUGUCUUUAGUCGAUGAAGGUCGAGAAGUUAAAGUCAGUGCAUUCGAUCAUCUGAGGAACUCCUUUCAAAAUCAUUUGAAAAUGCCACGAUUCACUCAAGGUGAUUAAGCUUUGCCUUCAUACCCCUUGCUGUUAAAAUAACAUUAUCUACCGCCACUAGUGAAUAGUCCCAUAAACCUCAUCUACUGUUACUAGUACUUAAGUCCCAUAAGUUCAUUUCAUUAUCCUUGACCAGAAUAGUUCUCGUGGAGUCCCACAAUAGGUUGAAAGGAGUUCAUCAAGACUGUCAAAAGCUGAAUGCUGAUGAUUCUCCUUGAUGUUCUGUGCGGUGAGUCAUGUAUUAAUUUGCUUGGUGGAACAGACUUACUUUACAGUAAAUAAUCCGUAGAAAACAAUGUACAUGCAGUCAUGUGUAUCAGUGUUUGCAAUGUUAGCAACUGUGUCCUGUUC